Danio rerio (zebrafish) is the source of this 1301-nucleotide messenger RNA. Lineage: Eukaryota; Metazoa; Chordata; Actinopteri; Cypriniformes; Danionidae. The record is from RefSeq and is a predicted model, not a curated record.
CCCUUUUCUCCUCUCUCCAUCUCCCCUCCCCUCACUUAUCGACCCACUGCAUGGAGAGAUUGUAAUCCAAGUGGAUUAUGCUGUAAAUUGGGUGAUGGAGGAUUGGAUGCUCUGCAAGUGAAUCUCAGCUGCAGAAUCUCUUGCUUGCUGUUGGUCCGAUUUAUACAUGAUAGCCAAGACUUUUCACCAUGGGAUUUCGGAGGACACUUUUUAGAUGUCAUUCUUUGAGGAUGAGAUGAUGAAGUUCAACUUAAAACAUUGAUAUCAUGAUUUCGACCAGUAGGAAGAACAAGCUAACGAUGACAUUAAGUGGAUUAUUUGGAUUAUCUGUAUCAUCCUGAAUAUGAGAAGUGUUUGUUACUUCAGGCAGCUCACUAGGACUUUGAGAAGUUUCUGGAAUAUCUGAGGAUGACAGGAAUCAACUUCUGGAUUGAUGAGGAGUUCAGAAGGGUCCUAAGAGACGUUUAAGACCAUCUAGGUCAAUAUGAAUGGAAGCCAUUGGAUUGAAAAUUGGUGUUUAUUUAAGACACUGGAGUAGUGGAUUCUUAGACUUCUUCUCAUGACUUCAUUAUACUUUUGUGGCCUUUAAGGAUCCAGUAGGUGCCAGCAUCAUGUGUCACAUCAGAAGGUCUUCCUGGGUCACAUUUCUGAUGCUCUUCACAGGCUGGAUGUGCAUGUUUACUCAUGCCCAAAUGAAGAUUCCACCUGAAACGGUUCAGAAAUGGGCCCUCACCAUUUCAGAGCAAAUCAAUGCAAUUGCAUCAAAGUAUUCAGGAGCUGCUCUCUUUCAAAAGAAACUUAAAGAUGUUGAGCCUAUUAUCAGAAUAGAGGACUUGGAUGGAUCCGAAUUAGUGCUAGAAUUUGCAGAAGAAAUCGAAAGAAUGCUCGGCAGCAAGAUGAGGUCAGCAAAGAGGCUUGCAGACACAGCUGAGGAUGCUGACCUGUAUCAUGAAUUUAAUUCAUCUUUACAGUUUGACUACUUUAAUGCACUCCUGGUGAACACUAUGGAUGAAGAGGGAAAUUUCAUUGAACUUGGAGGCGAAUUUCCUUUGGAGGAAAAUAACCAUUUCAGCAAACUUGCAGUGAACACUUUAAUGAGCGACAUCCAAGUUCCAACUAAUGUCUACAACAAAGAUCCAGAUAUUCUCAAUGGAGUGUACAUGUCAGAGGCCUUGAACGACAUCUUCAUCAAUAACUUCCAGAAAGAUCCCACGCUCACCUGGCAGUAUUUCUGCAGCCAAACGGGUUUCUUCAGACUUUAUCCAGGUUUAAUCACUUCUGCUUAGUAUUGCUUAGCAACU